AUAUUUUCUCUAUAUAUAAAGAUCACAACAUUUCUAUAUCCAAGCCAUCACAUCUCAAACAUAAACUACUUCACAUACAAAUCAGCAUUUUUUUCAUUUUACACCAAUCUUUAAUCAUCUAAUAACUACAUUUUCAAACAAUAACAUUGCUAAUAAAUUCCACAAUUUGAAAGCGGAAAAAAUAUUAAUUUUUCGACAUAUAUAAAUGGAUCGCGUAGCGAAGUUGGCGUCGCAAAAAGCGGUGGUGAUAUUCAGCAAGAGUUCGUGCUGCAUGUGCCAUGCAAUAAAGAGAUUGUUCUACGAACAAGGAGUUAGCCCUGCAAUUUACGAGCUAGAUGAAGAUUCAAGAGGUAAAGAAAUGGAAUGGGCUCUUUUGAGGAUCGGAGGGAACCCUUCGGUCCCUGCGGUUUUCAUCGGAGGCAAAUUUGUUGGCUCUGCUAAUACUGUCAUGACUCUUCAUCUUAAUGGCUCCUUGAAGAAAUUGCUUAAGGAAGCUGGAGCUUUAUGGCUUUAGCCUGUACCAAUAUGUUUACUUUUUUUCUUUUUCUUAUACAUAUUAAGUAUAUUAGUACUCUUAUGGAAAAUAAUCUAUAGACUCGAUAUAUUUAUAUUGUAGCAAAAAUAUAUACACACUUUUGUUUU
This is a messenger RNA of Mercurialis annua (annual mercury), 642 nucleotides long. Its product is annotated as monothiol glutaredoxin-S10-like. The coding region runs from base 206 to 514 and encodes 102 amino acids. The record is from RefSeq and is a predicted model, not a curated record. The transcript has a single exon. NCBI's taxonomy places the organism in Eukaryota, Viridiplantae, Streptophyta, Magnoliopsida, Malpighiales, Euphorbiaceae.